UUUAUUUUUAUAUGAUGCCUCCUGAAGGAAGAAAGCAUCGUGGAAGUUUGCCUCCUGACUUUCUUAGCAAUCUUCCUGAUAAUCUAAUCGAUCUCAUUCUGAUGUGUUUGCCUUGUGACGAUGCUGUGAGGACAAGCAUCUUAUCGAAGAAGUGGAGGUAUAAUUGAUGUAUGCGUACGGAGUUUGCGCUUAAUGAAUGGGAUGAGGAAUCACCGGAGGUCAAAUUUACGAAUAUUAUCAACCAGCUUUUGACCCAUCAUGAAGGACCUAUUACUAAGUUUACCCUCGACAUUCAUUCUCUGGAAAUUAGCUGUCCUAAGAUUGACGACUUCAUAUAUUUUCUCACUAUGAAUGACAUCCAACAUCUUGUUCUUCGCUUUCCAUCGAAUAAGCCAUACAAAAUUACUUUUUCACUUUUCACAUGUUUGCAGCUGAGGCAUCUAACUCUUCAUGAUUGCUUCCUACAUCCUCCAUCAUUCUUUAAAGAAUUUGAUAUGUUAAUUAGCCUGGAACUAUGUAAAGUCACAAUUUCUUCUGAAUUGCUUGAAAGUUUAAUAUCUAAAUGCCCGUUGCUUGAGCAGCUGGUGCUGAAAAACACAGAAAUUCUAGCCACAAUUGAAAUUAAUGCCCCCAUGCUGAGAUCAUUUGAUUUCAAGGGCAGUAUAAGUUCUAUCUGUCUAAAGAAUGUCCCUUGUCUGGCUAAAGCAUCUCUGAUAUGUGAUGACAGUUUUAUGGUGGCAGACUAUUAUUUUGGUUUUGCAGAGUUUUUCGAGUCUUGUUCUGCUCUCGAGCACCUGCACAUGACCUGCGAGUUUUCUGUGGUAGUUGUUGUUUCAUUACUUCAUUGUUAUGCAAUUGGACUUCUUUUGGGCUGACUCAUCUUGAAUUUUGGUAUUUAUUAUUUCCUCGAUGAAACAUGAACCACAUGACGUCGUAGCAACAAGGCUUCCUUUUGAUAUUAACAGUGUCAAACGUUUUUACCUGCCUGUGGUUUAUCUGGUGGAAUCAUAUCAGCUCUCAUGUGCCCUGUGCUUGAUAAGAAGCUUCUCAUAUUUAGAAUAUCUCGAAAUUGCGGUUUGACCCCUUUCUCUUUCUUAUUUAAUGGAUUUUUUCAAACUUCUUAAAUCCUAAAUUAUCUGAGAGUUGACUUCUUGUUAUCUCUCUUAGGUUUACAAUGAUGAUGAAGAUGAUGGUUCUAUGGUAGAAUCUCUUGAACUCGAGCGUUUCUUAGGUGUGCCUCAAGAAAGUUAAGCUAGACCGCGUUACAGGAACAACGACUGACAUGCAACUUAUCAACCUUUUGUUAGCCAGGUCUCCAAUGUUGGUGAGAAUGGUAAUUGAUACAUGGCUUCUAUAUGAUGAACCUCUUGACACAAGAUUAAAUGCAUUCGCUGAGAUAUUAACACUUUGGCGUGCAUCACCUAAAGCAAAAGUAGUCUACACAAAGAGCCUUUAAUGAGAUCAUCAUGAUCUUUGGAUGAAAUGUUUUGGAAGGUAAAAAUUGAAUAGAUAGAAACAAAUGCUGAUGUAAUAGUACAACAAUGGUUUUCCUUUCUGGAUGUUUUGAUUAGUUUGUUCCGUAAUAACAUUGUCAUUACAUGUUAAGGUUUUUUUUUUACAUUUAGUGCCUGCUCAUGAAUAAUUUAUGGAAUGUGACAUGGGCAUGAAGAAUUUCCCCGAGCCCAAUGUGCGAUGUGUGGAUUAGGUAAAUGUAACGGGUUCAAAUCUUGCUGGAGAGAAAACCUUGGUAUUUAAGUGUAGAAGGGUUGAUGUGUGGGUUCAUUAUCCACCGAAUUUCAAACAAUGCGCCCUCGAGGAUUUUCGGUUAUAAAGAAAAGACAUACACAUGAAUUUUAUGGCAGUUCCUUGUUUAUGGCAAGCUUGAAGCACUUCUUCUCGGCCAUGGAGAUCUGAUACUGGUAUGAAUUUUAUAGUUUGUCCACUAGCUAGCACAUAUGCAAGUUUUAAAAAGAAAAUACAAAAUAUGGUAUAAGAUGUGUUAUUCAUUUAAUCUCCUAUCUUAUGCAGUUUAUUCUG
Lycium ferocissimum is the source of this 2037-nucleotide messenger RNA. RefSeq names its product F-box/FBD/LRR-repeat protein At1g13570-like. The record is from RefSeq and is a predicted model, not a curated record. Bases 171 to 875 code for a protein of 234 amino acids. NCBI's taxonomy places the organism in Eukaryota, Viridiplantae, Streptophyta, Magnoliopsida, Solanales, Solanaceae. The transcript has a single exon.